Mesorhabditis spiculigera is the source of this 396-nucleotide messenger RNA. The record is from the annotation of a GenBank genome assembly. Lineage: Eukaryota; Metazoa; Nematoda; Chromadorea; Rhabditida; Rhabditidae.
AUGUCUGACGAUCCCAGCUCCUCGUUUCCGACGUGGCCGACAGUUCCGACGACUGCCUACGUGGCCUGCACGGCGCCGUGGAAACAGUACAAGGACCAUUGCUACUUUGUGCAGGGCCUCACCGUCGGCUCGGACGGGCUUUGGCUUGCCUGGACUUUUGACGACGCCAGUGUUUUAAUUGUAGUUGAGGAGAGCGACUAUACACUAUUCCCCGAUAACACGACCGCUUGGACUGAUGGAACACCGGUGGAUUAUCACAAAGGACUGUAUCCUGGCCCUGAAAAAUAUGUCUUCGGGAUGCUACACGACGAAUCGUGCGAAAUCGACUGGGAAGGCUGGGGCACCAUGGCCAUCUCGGCACGCUACAUCUGCAAGAAGGGGCUGGAUUGGCUGCAC